Molecule: messenger RNA, 5154 nt
Organism: Lepus europaeus (European hare)
Lineage: Eukaryota; Metazoa; Chordata; Mammalia; Lagomorpha; Leporidae
Gene: UBASH3B
Product: ubiquitin associated and SH3 domain containing B
Exons: 14
Coding region: 57-1973 (638 amino acids)
Biological process (GO): platelet aggregation; peptidyl-tyrosine dephosphorylation; regulation of release of sequestered calcium ion into cytosol
Cellular component (GO): cytoplasm
Molecular function (GO): protein tyrosine phosphatase activity; protein binding
Source: RefSeq, a predicted model, not a curated record
CCGCGAUGGCCGGCCGCUGAGUCCUGGCUCGGCACGGCCACCUCAGCGCGCUCGGCAUGGCUGCGAGAGAGGAGCUGUACAGCAAAGUCACCCCGCGGAGGAACCGCCAGCAGCGCCCCGGCACCAUCAAGCACGGGUCGGCGCUCGACGUGCUGCUCUCCAUGGGGUUCCCCCGAGCGCGCGCACAAAAAGCCCUGGCAUCCACAGGAGGAAGAAGUGUUCAGGCGGCAUGUGACUGGUUGUUCUCCCACGUCGGCGACCCCUUCCUGGAUGAUCCCCUGCCCCGGGAAUAUGUCCUCUACCUCCGCCCCACCGGCCCCUUGGCACAGAAGCUGUCGGACUUUUGGCAGCAGUCGAAGCAGAUCUGCGGGAAGAACAAGGCACACAACAUCUUUCCCCACAUCACCCUCUGCCAGUUCUUUAUGUGUGAGGACAGCAAGGUGGACGCCCUGGGGGAGGCCCUGCAGACCACGGUCAGCCGCUGGAAGUGUAAGUUCUCCGCCCCGCUGCCCCUGGAGCUCUACACCUCCUCCAACUUCAUCGGUCUCUUCGUGAAGGAAGACAGCGCCGAGGUCCUCAAGAAAUUUGCUGCUGACUUUGCUGCGGAGGCCGCGUCCAAAACCGAAGUGCAUGUGGAACCUCACAAGAAGCAGCUACAUGUGACCCUGGCUUACCACUUCCAAGCCAGCCACCUACCCACCCUGGAGAAGCUAGCCCAGAACAUUGAUGUCAAACUCGGGUGCGACUGGGUGGCCACCAUAUUCUCUCGAGACAUCCGAUUUGCUAACCACGAGACAUUACAGGUGAUCUACCCCUACACCCCCCAGAACGAUGAUGAGCUGGAGCUGGUCCCAGGGGACUUCAUCUUCAUGUCUCCCAUGGAGCAGACCAGCACCAGCGAGGGCUGGCUCUAUGGCACCUCCUUAACCACUGGCUGCUCUGGACUCCUGCCCGAGAACUACAUUACCAAGGCUGACGAGUGCAGCACCUGGAUAUUUCACGGUUCGUACUCCAUCUUAAAUACAACAUCAUCCAGCUCGCUCACCUUUGGGGACGGCGUAUUGGAAAGGCGGCAGUAUGAGGACCAGGGACUGGGGGAGACGGCAGCCCUCACUAUCAUCUGUCAGCCGAUGCAGCCUCUCAGAGUCAACAACCAGCCUGGCCCCCAAAAGCGAUGCCUUUUUGUGUGUCGGCACGGAGAGAGGAUGGACGUUGUGUUUGGAAAGUACUGGCUGUCUCAGUGCUUUGAUGCCAAAGGCCGCUACAUACGCACCAACCUGAACAUGCCUCACAGCUUACCUCAGCGGAGUGGUGGAUUCCGGGAUUAUGAGAAAGACGCUCCAAUCACUGUGUUUGGAUGCAUGCAAGCGAGACUAGUGGGUGAAGCAUUGCUGGAGAGCAACACCAUUAUUGAUCACGUCUAUUGCUCCCCAUCUCUACGCUGUGUCCAGACUGCACACAAUAUCUUAAAAGGUUUACAACAAGAAAAUCUCCUUAAGAUUCGUGUAGAGCCAGGCUUGUUUGAGUGGACCAAGUGGGUUGCCGGGAACUCCUUACCAGCGUGGAUACCGCCAUCAGAGUUAGCUGCCGCCAACCUGAGUGUGGAUACAACCUACAGACCUCACAUUCCAGUCAGCAAAUUAGUGGUUUCAGAAUCCUAUGACACUUACAUCAGUAGAAGUUUCCAAGUAACAAAAGAAAUAAUAAGCGAAUGUAAAAGUAAAGGAAAUAAUAUUCUGAUUGUGGCCCACGCAUCUUCCCUCGAAGCGUGCACCUGCCAGCUUCAAGGCCUGUCACCUCAGAACUCCAAGGACUUUGUACAGAUGGUCCGCAAGAUCCCAUACCUGGGCUUUUGCUCCUGUGAAGAAUUGGGAGAAACUGGAAUAUGGCAGCUGACAGACCCACCCAUCCUUCCUCUGACCCAUGGACCAACUGGGGGCUUCAGCUGGAGAGAGACCUUGCUACAAGAAUAAACGACAUGCGUGCAUUGAGAGAAGAGGCCUUUUGAAGACGUGUCGUCUUGUGUCUUCAGUAACAAUGGAAAACUCCACACCGCAUUCUAGGUGAACAGCUCAGAAUGAUUUAGCUUAUUUCCUUUCAUGCUUAAGGUUCCUAGGAUGAGACUGUGCAAUUGCGAGAAAGACUUGAUUCAGGGAAACACAAUGCAUGCUCUCUGGACUCUUGCCUCGCUACCAAGGCUUUGGAGAGCUGUCCGCCUGCACGGGGGCUCCUGCUGCAGCAGGGCGUGUCCUCCUGCUUCUGUCUCUGCACAGAGUAGGAGCCUCACUGCUCCACAGGGAGCUGGCAGCCCACUCUGUGGAGGGAAGCAAGGGGAGGGAGAGCAUCCGAAUCCAGCCGGGGGAACACUGAGGCGCACUUAGGGGACAGGAUUUUCAUUUGAACUCUAGUUUCCAGUUAGGCAAAGCCAAGCUGAGGAAUGCUCUUAAGGUAAUUAGCACCCACACCCUGCAGAGCGUCAUCCUUAGGUUGCAAAUCCAAGUUUUACCCUCAGUAGACCCCGUAGAGCAGUUUUGCUGGCUCAAAACACCUGCUUGAUGAGGCUCAUGUUUACCCUGGUACCACCACAUCUUCUCCAGAGCAACUGGCACUUCUUGCUACUGGCCUUUCCCCCUUGCUUCUGUCUGUGAAAUGGAGACAAAGCAUUUGUGCUCUCCAAGGUACUUUGGACACUCAGGAGGAAGAUAAAAUAAAGGUGUGAAGUAUGCAAUGGUAGGUGCAGAGAACUUACAAAAUAUCAAGGGACUUGGAAUGACCUCCACUGUAGCCUAAUCAGCUACAGCAUCUCUAAAAUCACCAAGAUUUGCGUAUCCACGCCCCUAGAUGUAGGCUGUGUUACCUAGUUUAAGGAUGCUGACAUUUGGAAAAAAAAUGGGUGUUUGAAGCAUGAAUUUGGGUAAGCAAGAGGCUCAUUCUGUGCAAUAUGGACAUCGUUACCAACCUCAUGUAGACUUACAGUACCUGUCCACCUUAGCAGGAUGUCCACAGGUGCAUCAGUUGUACCAGAGAUGGAUAAUAAAGUCAGGGAACUAAUGUAAAUGAUGACAGGCAUGGCUUCGCUGGCUACCUGUACUGUCAUCUUUGUUUUUCUAUUAGUAAUUUAAAGCAUAUAGAUAGGGCCCAUUGAGGCAAGUUGGAGAUCCAUAUCAUGUGGUUUCUCAACACAUCUGCUUCCUGCAUCGAGAGGGAGUUCAUAUAAAAGAAAAAUAAAUGACAAUCAAGCCAAAAGAUCAGUCCUCAAUGUCUAUUUAGUUACAUUCACUAGCCGGCUAUUGAUAGCCACAGACAAGGGUCUGCUAUGGUUUAGUUCACUGUGUAGAGUAUGUGUGCAAAGUGAAAUCCCAGCCAUGAAAAGGGAGCAUUAGUUAGCGUAAAGCAAAUCUAUAUAUGUGUAGCAACAUUGAAUAAGUUUCAAAACCCAGACACAUAAAACAUAAGAUCUAUAAAAAUAGAUCCAUGCUUGUAUUUGGAACUGGAAUUUUGAGAUGCCUGGAAAAAAAGAGGAAGUAAAACGAUGCUGGCUGUAUGUUAAUCAGCAAAAGAAAAACAGCCUGCAUUUCCUGAAAGUCAUUUGGAGAAAUAUGAGGGUACUUCAAAAAGUUCAUGGAAAAUGGAGUUAAAAGAUAAGUUGAUUUGGUGCAAAAAUUUUUUGAAAUCCAUGUGUAUGAGGAAUCUUCAAAAUGCUCAUGGAAGUGCAUAUUAUUAAAAAAAUUUAUACAUGGAUUUAAUUAAUUCCAUUUUUUUCCCACAGUCUUUUUGAAGUACUCCGUAGGUCAUGAAUUUUACAUUUUAAGAAACAAAUCGCAAUUUCUUCUAGCAAUGCAUAAACACUGAACCAGCUUCUAUGUACAGAGUGCUGAGGUGCUAACAUAUGCAUUGCUGUUUUCACCUUAAUGUGGGGUGGGAGAGGAGGAAUGGGGGAAAGUGCCAUGGUGAAGCUCUGGAAGGUCACGUUGCAGCCGGGGGACGGUUGUGUAAUCAGCACACUCUAAGGCUUCUUGGGCUCACCGGGAACCGUAGUGGUCUCUGCGUGCUACCAAAGAAAUGCUUGAACGCAUCACAUCCGCUUUCCUUAAAACAGUAGCAGUGUGUUCUGGGCAGCGUGUGCACCCACAUAAAAUAGGGUGUCCUCCCCAUCUCCCUCACUGUCUCGGCCCAGCAAUGACUUCAGCCCAGUGUGGACACAGCAUGAGGCAGUGGUCUGUAUGAACUAAAGGAGGCAGAGAUCUGAAAUAAUCUGGAUAGCUCAGGUGGAAAAUCCUGAGUACAAGAAAGAAUUUAUUCCUCUACUUUACUUACUCAAAGUGCUUAUCAAAAUGGCCCGGAUGAUACACAUCCACACUAAAUUCUCAUUGCCUAUUAAAAAAAAAAAACUGGACUCCAACUGAGAAAUCCUUGGGAAAUCAUGUAUAGUAAAAUCUACAGCUGUAUUACCUGAUUGCACGUUCAUCCAAAAAUUCUACGUUGGAAUUAAAUCUGAAGCUGAAGCUGUUUCUGUUUGAGCUAUGGGGGGAAGAAGUGAGGAAGGAAAGGAAAGCAAACAAAAGCCAGAUAAAAAUAAUCAAAUGGGUUUUUUUUGUACAGAGGAAUUUUUUUCCAGAGGUAAAAAGUUAAUUACAAUACCAGGUGAAAUGAAAUUAACUAAAGGAUUUAAUCUGGGAUUGAAAGUCUGGACCCGGUUCCUGUUCCUGCAGGUGUGCCACAGCAAGCCGCUAAUGCCCCGGUAUUAUUCAUAGAUGGAGCUUUGUUUUCUGUGAUUUUAAAAUGCCGUAUGGAUUCCUCCAUGGAGGAGAAUAAUUGGCACAUUUUAAUGCACACGCUCGGGGUUGCAUUUUCCCAGGCUCUCGUCACCAUCUCUGCAUUGGUAGUGAGGGGCCUGCUGCUUCACCCCAGUAUGGAGUUCAGUUAUAGUGUUUCCCAUUACAUUUAGAUUCAUAGAAUCUGAAUGGCUGAUUAAAUGGCCAUCUGAUGGCUGACGGAGGGGGGCUAUUUUUCACCCUGUCCUGAAAGGCUUGGGAGGAGUUUCUAUUUUUUAUUUUAAUUAUACUUUAACCAAAGAAUUAUUUUAAAGUAACCUUAUAUUUGAGAGAUGAUUUUGCAAAAUGAAUAAAUCAAUAAAUCAGUCUUCUGGAGUGA